Rhodofomes roseus is the source of this 2021-nucleotide messenger RNA. Its product is annotated as cytochrome P450 monooxygenase. The transcript has 15 exons. Gene Ontology annotation, molecular function: monooxygenase activity; oxidoreductase activity, acting on paired donors, with incorporation or reduction of molecular oxygen; heme binding. Lineage: Eukaryota; Fungi; Basidiomycota; Agaricomycetes; Polyporales; Fomitopsidaceae. The record is from RefSeq and is a predicted model, not a curated record. The coding region runs from base 282 to 1928 and encodes 548 amino acids.
UCGCUACGGAUCAUGGCAUCAAAACAAGGGACCCAAUCAUGUCCUACCAAACCAGAAGGGCCCAAUGGUUUCGUGCACGGUCCAGGCUGCAUGUACAGUGCCUGCCAUGAACACGUUCACCGGGUUUGACCUCCAAUUUCGCCGGAUAGUAGACGCUCAGCCCAGCAGCCGCGUAUUUAUUGCCAUCACGCGCUGUGAACUCAUACCGACCUCUUCGGACGUCGUUGGCACUCUUGGACUAUAAGUACCAACAGAGCCUAUGUUUCUUCGUUCCAGAAGAUAUGGAUUGUGCAGAUCUCAUGAUACGUCUAGCCCUGCUAUGUGGUUGUGCAUGCGGUAUCUGGUUCUAUGCACUUUUACGCCUGCGCCGGCAUCCUUUGAACAAUAUACCAGGACCUCGAUCGCCGUCUUUCAUAGCAGGUAAUAUGGGCCAAUUCUUCGGCCCCCAAUCUAUAGCCUUCCAAAACGACAUCAUAAGCUCCUUCACGUCUAGUGUCGUGAGGUUAUACGGCAUAUUUGGUAGACCGGUAUUAUACGUAUACGACCCCAAGGCACUCCACACAGUACUCAUCAAGGAGGAAGAUGACUUUGAGCAAUCGGCGCGGCUCAUCAACAUGAACAAGGCCCUUGUUGGACCCGGCAUGGUUUCCACCCUGGACGCCCAACAUCGCAAACAGCGGAAGAUGCUGAACCCGGUGUUCACUACGAACCGGAUGCGCUCUCUGGUGCCUAUAUGUUACAACAUCGGAUUCACGGCGUCUGAUACUUUAGCGUCCUUGGUUGCAUCGGGGCCUCAAGAGAUGGACGUGCUCGCUUGGACUACAAGAAUCGCUUUGGAAUGCAUAGGUCAAGCUGCCCUCGGCCAUUCCUUUGAUCCUCUCGUGGAUACGAGCCGAUGUGAGCUCGGUCAGACUGCUAUGAAGCUCUUUCCAGCCAUUUCUCGUCUCCACCUAUGGGCAGAUGCAUUCCCAUAUCUCGACCGGGUCCCACCACGGAUGCGAAGAUGUCUAGCCUCUUUCUACCCUCUCCGGGUGGUCCUUGAGUUGCGCAAGCUCAUAGAUGUCGUCAUACUGCAUGGCGCACGGAUGAUCGAAGCGAAGAAGCACGCACUCAAGGAGGGUGAGCUGGGUGCAAUGGAACAGAUGGCCUGUGGAAAUGACUUCAUGAGCGUGCUCAUCAAGGCAAAUAUGGCCGCUCCUGAAGCAGACAAGCUACCGGAUGCAGAGGUGGUCGCUCAGACGGCGGUCCUCAUCGUGACGGCCACCGACACUACGUCGAACACUUUGGGUCGUAUCCUACAUCUUCUCGCCAACAAUCUACGCGCGCAACGCAGGCUGCGCGAAGAAGCCAUCGAAGCAUGGCAAGACGGUGAUAUCGCAUACGGCCGUUUACUGCAGUUACCCUUCCUUGAUGCUGUCUUCCGGGAAACCAUGCGACUAUAUGCGCCAGCGACAUGGGUAAUACGCGACGCGAGAAAAGACAUUGUGUUGCCUCUGGCGACGCCCAUUGUUGGCAAUGACGGCACGGUGAUGGAUGAGAUCCUCGUCCCGAAAGGCUGCGAGGUCAUUGUUGGCCUCAUGGGUGCGAACACCAGCAAGGCGAUCUGGGGAGAGGACGCACUGGAGUGGAAACCCGAGCGAUGGCUCAACCCUUUGCCUCCCACUGUCGCUCAAAAUACGUUUCCCGGUGUCUCUCCAAACCUCAUGUCUUUCAGCGGAGGUCGACGGGCUUGUAUUGGGUGGAAGUUCGCGGAGCUAGAGAUCAAAGCUCUGCUGUCAAUCCUCCUUCUGCGUUUGACCUUCUCGCCAGGCAGCAAGGACAUUAUCUGGAGAGCUGCGCACGCCGUCUUCCCAACAAUUCGAGAUGAUGCGACGACGCCGCAGCUUCCGCUCACAGUUGGACUAUACCACGCUACACCUCCCAAUUGAACGGAUCCGCAUUCGAUGACCUCCUUGAGGGCCACAGCGCAGUGGCCCCGAUGGUAACAUCGUGCCCGUGCCAACGGGCGUAGGGGUUAACGC